Molecule: messenger RNA, 623 nt
Organism: Sesamum indicum (sesame)
Lineage: Eukaryota; Viridiplantae; Streptophyta; Magnoliopsida; Lamiales; Pedaliaceae
Product: cytochrome c oxidase subunit 6a, mitochondrial
Biological process (GO): mitochondrial electron transport, cytochrome c to oxygen
Cellular component (GO): mitochondrial inner membrane
Molecular function (GO): enzyme regulator activity
Source: RefSeq, a predicted model, not a curated record
GCGAGUACUGACCUUCCCGUUUUAGGGAAAUCAAUUGAGUCUGCUAACAGAACGUAGAAAGCGAAGAGUAUAUAGAAAAUGGCGACGGUGAUUGUGAGAUCUGGCCUCCGCUCCGCCCUCCGUGGUGGCGCAUCUACUCCACGAGUUUCCGCAGCUUCCAAGCGCUCCUUCGCAUCUUCCGCUCAUCACGAUGAAGCUGCUGAGGCUUCCAAGUGGGAGAAGAUAACAUAUCUAGCAAUUGCAACAUGCACUGUUCUCUCUAUCUAUAACCUAUCAAAAGGUCAUCCGCAUCAUGAAGAGCCUCCUCCAUAUCAAUACUUGCACAUCCGUAACAAGGAGUUUCCAUGGGGUCCAGAUGGUCUCUUUGAGGUUAAGCACCAUUAAUCCUUCUAGGUUGGCCAGAAGAAGGCUAAAAGAAUAAUUGGUCUUCAGUUCUUUUUUCCAAAUAUUUAAACUCCUGAAAAAUCCAGACUGACCUGGAAAUUCAUUCAACGUGUUAUUUUUGAGAAUCUGCGAACUAGGACCGUUUUGUUCCUUGGAAGAUUUUCAUGUUUGAUAUUUCUAUACUUAAUACCAUUUUGCUGAGUGCAAAAUAAAAGUUCAAUAGAUUGGAGGGUUUUCCA